Molecule: messenger RNA, 1750 nt
Organism: Fragaria vesca subsp. vesca
Lineage: Eukaryota; Viridiplantae; Streptophyta; Magnoliopsida; Rosales; Rosaceae
Exons: 7
Coding region: 119-1543 (474 amino acids)
Biological process (GO): reciprocal meiotic recombination; meiotic sister chromatid cohesion; meiotic cell cycle
Source: RefSeq, a predicted model, not a curated record
GGUGACUCUCAGACUCUCACUCUCUCACUCGCUUCAUCUCAACUCCGACCAAACUGACGAGUUGUUGGCAACUGGGGAAGCAUAAAAAGAUUUUGUCAUUUUCAUUUAACCAACCUGGAUGGCGGGGUGGGGUGUUCGUCGGCGAGUUGCAUACCUUAAAGGAAAUAAUCCUCCUCAAGUUGCAUCCAGCAUCUCUAAGGAAGAAGAGGUUGAAGAUUCCAAGGAUGAAGUUUUAAGAGCUGUGAUGGAGGAUUCAAAAUAUGAAGUUUUAAGAGCUGUUAAAAGUGAACCUCUAGAAGAUAUGCCAGAAUCCAAAAGGAGGAAGUGCCCUGGCCGCAGAUCUAAAGAAGUACAGGCAUCAUUGUUUGCUAAGAAAAGACAGCAUGUGACCAUAGCAGGAAGAGGAAGAUGGAAUGAUGAGAGGUAUAAGAGGGCAGAGCAAAGUUUGUUCAAUGUUUUGGAGGCUCAAGAUGCAACUUUUGCCCACCCAAUUUCCAGGACAGAUCUGAGAUUGGCAGCACGUAGACAAAUUGGUGACACUGGGCUGAUUGACCACCUACUGAAGCACAUUGAUGGUACAAUUGCACCAUGUGGGAGCAAGCGGCUUCGGCGGUGGUUCAACCACAAUGGAAUAAUGGAAUAUUGGUUGGAGAGUGCGGAACUGGCUGACAUUCGAAAAGAGGCUGGGUAUCAUCCUUAUUGGUUUCCACAAGGCUGUGGCCCCUCUGAGCAUUAUAAUUCUUCUGGAGAACUGAGGCUACUCAAGGCAGAAGUCGAUAAAAUGAAAAGUGAUAUGCAGGAGCUGCUGGUGUCCAAGAAGCAAGAGAACGAUCAAAGCAAUAUGCUGGAGGAUUUGGUGAAAUGGAAAGCUCAAAUUGAGGAAAGCUUGAAACUUAAUCUGGGUUCUUGGAAGGGUAUACAGGACAAGUUGGGGGAGUUCUUGAUAUGGAAAGCUUCUGUUGAGCAACAGCUGGUGGAAUGUACAAAUGUCAUGAGUAAUAUGCAAGUAGAGAAGCAAUACACUGCUACCAACCUUGUAGCUUCUGAGCAAUGGGAAGAUUGGUUGGAUAACAGCAAUGUGGAUAAUUUCCAGGGAAAUGAACUUGUAACUUGGUUUGAGAGUACCACUCCGGUUAACACUGAAGAGGAAGUUAUAAUCCAAGAUCACCGCUCCGCCCCACCAGAUGGAUCAAAGACUGGUGAUAGCUCAUCUCAGGACCCUAUUUUCACAGCCGAAGAAAUGGUUGAACUGGAGAGGGAGAGAGAUGUGCUGAGGCUGGAAUGGGAGAAGCAGACUGAACAUCAAGCUAAUGUGACUCCGAAUUCUUCUGCAAGUUCGAAGUCAGAUGUUGAUAAUGUGCAUUUGUUUCAGGAAAUGUUUCAGGAGUUGUUUAGCUGGAAGUCUCAGAUGGAGCAGAAAGUGAUUGAGUUAUCGGAUUCCGUGAGUGCCCUCAAGCAAACAUCAAAACUCUCUACUCCAGCCUUUCAGCUGCCAGAAGACGGGAAUCUGAGUAUGGACUAUUAUCCGUUUUACAAGUUCUAGAAGAGUCUUAGUUCACAUUAGACUAGCACCAGAGAAGAUUUAGACUUUGUAUAGAAUUACAAGCUGAUGCCUGAAAAUCCAGUCCAACUACCAAACCAGUGAGAGACCUAUUUUAACUUUACAUGUCGACCCCAAACCCUCAAGCAUUUUGCUUUUAGUUAGUGACUGCUGAUCUUGAAUGUUAAUAUACCACAGAUCGAUCCGUGA